Messenger RNA from Cynara cardunculus var. scolymus (artichoke), 4252 nucleotides. RefSeq lists its product as uncharacterized. Gene Ontology annotation, molecular function: hydrolase activity. NCBI's taxonomy places the organism in Eukaryota, Viridiplantae, Streptophyta, Magnoliopsida, Asterales, Asteraceae. The coding region runs from base 940 to 3999 and encodes 1019 amino acids. The transcript has 15 exons. The record is from RefSeq and is a predicted model, not a curated record.
CAUUUGUUGGCUGCUUAUAAAUUUAAUAAUCUCUUUUUCACUACAAAAUUUGGCGACCCACUUUCCCUCCCUACGAUCAAAAUUACAGAACGCGGUUAAAAAAUCGAAUAAAUAAAAGCAUAUGCCAUUGAUUCGAAAGCGGUUCUUGGCACACAAUCCCCUUUGAUCAUCUUUGAACGAGCAUAUACACAGACCCACUAGCUAUAUGCUCGUUUUCACUUUCCCUUUUUCAUUUCUUGAUCCAUUAAGGUACCCAAUUUCUGUUCUCAAUGUGUUCUUCUUGAUGCGAUUGCUUGAUUUGUAGUAAUGGUGUAAUGGGUUUCUUAAACCGUUUGAUCCUUGUUUAGGAAUUUUGAUUUAAUUUUUCAGAAGAGCUUAUACGUUUACUAAACCCUAGUUUUGUCCUUACUUGUGUUCUCAGUAGUUUGUUUUCUUCUGAAUAUUUUGAUUGUGAAAUGCAUGAUUUUGAUAUUUUAACUAACGCUGUUCUUUUCAACUCUUAUCUGCCUUUGUUAAUAAUAGAUGCAUGUAAGUUAUGUAGAUCAUAUUUGGAAAGUGACAGUGUGUGAUAACCAACAUGAAUUUGUGAUGGAUUCUGUAUGUCAUCUCUCUGUUAUUUUGGGAUUUUUUUCUAUUAGCAGAGUGGGUUUUCUUCGGGUAUUUAUGGUGCACUUUUUACUCUUGGCAACUUAAUAAUCACCAUGCAAAAGAUGCUUUCUUUAUUGAACAGUGCCUCAACAUGAUGUUAGGAUGAUAAUCUCUCUCUGUUUAGUGCGUGAGAACACUAUUUAUUAUUCUUCAUAUGUUUUUUCUGUACCGUUUAAGUUGUUUCAGUUUGUGACGUUAAUAUACUGAAAUCCCCCCAGGAUUCUGGAGCUGGUGACCAUAUUGGAUUGAAAGAUUGUGAAUCAACUUUGAAUCUAAAGAUAAAUCUUGAAUAUGGGCACCGAUAAACAGGCUGUUGGUAUACUAGAUACCAUCAACAUGGAGACAGUGCGGACAAUUUUAACCCAUACAUACCCAUACCCACAUGAGCAUUCCCGCCACGCUAUCAUUGCAGUAGCUGUGGGUUGCCUAUUUUUUAUUUCAUCUGACAACAUGCAUACGCUCAUCCAGAAGCUAGACAAGAACAUCAAGUGGUGGUCCAUCUACGCCUGCUUACUUGGGAUUUUCUAUUUCUUUUCAUCCCCAUUCGUGGGGAAGACGAUUAAACCGAGCUAUUCAAAUUUCAGUAGAUGGUAUGUAGCCUGGAUAUUAGUGGCAGCUUUAUACCAUCUUCCGAGUUUUCAGUCAAUGGGAGUAGAUAUGAGGAUGAAUCUUUCGUUAUUUUUGACAAUAUUCAUCUCUUCCAUUUUUGUUCUUCUUGUUUUCCAUUUAGUAUUCCUUGGCCUCUGGUACAUUGGUCUUGUUUCUCGUGUGGCUGGAAGGAGACCUGAGAUAUUGACUAUUCUUCAAAAUUGUGCUGUAUUAAGUGUGGCCUGUUGUGUAUUUUAUAGCCAUUGCGGCAAUCAUGCUUUGAAUGAAAAACCAUUUGGACGAAAAGAUUCUGGCUUGUUUUCACUAUGGAGAAAAGGAGAGAGGAGCACAUUGGUGGCCAAAUUUCUCAAAAUGUAUGAAUUCAAAGAUGAAGUAUGCAAAUCUUGGUUUGCUCCAGUUGGGUCUGCCCGUGAUUAUCCACUUCUCUCAAAGUGGGUUAUAUAUGGAGAGUUCUCUUGCAGUGGCCCAUGCGAGUCAUCAGAUGAAAUUUCUCCAAUAUAUUCAUUAUGGGCAACGCUAAUUGGUCUCUAUAUUGCUAACUAUGUUGUGGAAAGAUCAACGGGAUGGGCUCUCACUCACCCUUUCUCAGUCAAAGAAACUGAGAAGUUGAAGAACAAGCAGAUGAAGCCCAAUUUCUUGGAUAUGGUUCCUUGGUAUUCAGGGACGUCAGCUGAUUUAUUCAAGACUGUGUUUGACCUCCUUGUAUCUGUAACUGUGUUUGUUGGACGAUUUGAUAUGCGCAUGAUGCAGGCGGCAAUGAGUGGUGGUCAUGAAGGGGCUAAACAAGAAGAUUUUCUAUAUGAUCAUUUUAGUGAAAGAGAUGACUUCUGGUUUGAUUUUAUGGCUGAUACUGGUGAUGGUGGGAACUCUUCCUAUUCUGUUGCCCGGCUUCUUGCUCAACCUUCACUUCGUGCUUGCAAUGAUGAUUCUGAGAUCAAAUUGCAUCGUGGGAAUCUUCUUCUUAUUGGGGGCGAUCUUGCGUAUCCUAAUCCAUCAGCAUUCAAUUAUGAAAAACGUUUCUUUCGUCCUUUUGAGUAUGCUCUUCAGCCACCUUCAUGGUAUAGGGAAGGGCAUGUAGCUGUAAACAAGCCGGAAUUACCCUGUAAUGUGUCUGAACUAAAACAAUAUGAUGGGCCACAGUGUUUUGUUAUUCCUGGAAACCAUGACUGGUUUGAUGGACUUCAAACUUUUAUGAGGUACAUUUGUCACAAGAGCUGGUUAGGUGGAUGGUUAAUGCCUCAAAAGAAAAGCUACUUUGCUUUGCAGCUACCAAAAGGCUGGUGGGUGUUUGGUCUUGAUUUAGCUCUCCAUUGUGAUAUCGAUAGUUAUCAGUUUAAGUUCUUCACGGAUCUGAUACUGGAAAAGGUUAAAGAAAACGAUUCUGUGAUCAUUAUGACACAUGAACCGAAUUGGAUUCUGGAUUGGUACUGGGAUGAUGUGACUGGAAAGAACGUCUCACACCUUAUAUGUGAUUAUCUGAAAGGGAGGUGUAAACUUCAAAUGGCCGGAGAUUUGCAUCAUUAUAUGCGUCAUUCAUACAUUUCAUCAGAGAACCCUGUUAAUGUGCAACAUUUACUUGUCAACGGGUGUGGUGGAGCAUUUUUACAUCCGACACAUGUCUUUAGUGAUUUCAACAAAGCAUAUGGAACAACUUAUGAGAACAAAGCCGCUUAUCCAUCUGUUCAAGAUUCAAGCAGGAUUGCUCUGGGUAAUAUAUUGAAGUUCCGAAAGAAAAACUGGCAGUUUGAUUUCAUUGGCGGGUUCAUAUACUUCAUUUUGACCUUUUCAAUGUUUCCACUGUGCAAACUAGAUCAUAUCCUACAGGAUGAUACAAUUUCUGGUCACAUAAGGAGCUUUUUUAGCACGGUGUGGGAUGCUUUUAUGUACAUGGUUGGGCAAUCGUACAUAUCUUCUGUCGGUGCUAUGUUACUGUUGGUGGCUGCAAUCUCCUUUGUUCCUUCCAAAGUGUCCCGGAAAAGAAAAAUAGUAAUCGGAGUUGUGCAUGUUUUGGCCCAUUUGGCUGCAGCUUUAGUUCUUAUGUUGUUGAUGGAGCUUGGUGUUGAAACCUGCAUCCGCCAUAACCUUUUGGCAACAUCAGGUUAUCACACGUUAUAUCAGUGGUACAGAUCAGUGGAAAGUGAACAUUUUCCGGACCCGACUGGCCUUAGGGCGCGUAUGGAGCAAUGGACUUUCGGCCUUUAUCCAGCAUGUAUCAAAUAUCUUAUGUCAGCUUUUGAUGUCCCAGAGGUUAUGGCUGUGACCAGGACUAACAUAUGCAAGAAUGGGAUGGUUUCCCUAUCUCGAGGGGGUGCAAUUAUAUACUAUGCCUCUGUUUUCCUUUACUUCUGGGUGUUCUCGACUCCCGUGGUUUCUCUCAUAUUCGGAAGCUAUUUGUACAUUUGUAUUAAUUGGCUUCACUUGCAUUUUGACGAGGCCUUUUCUUCAUUACGCAUUGCCAAUUACAAGUCGUUCACCCGGUUUCACAUCAGACAGAAUGGAAAUCUUGAAGUUUUCACUCUUGCAGUCGAUAAAGUUCCAAAGGAAUGGAAGCUGGAUUUGGAUUGGGAUAAUGAACUAAAACAGCCACAUCAGUUGAGUCACCACAGAAAAUAUCCAAGUAAAUGGAGGGCAAAUUCUUUUCAUCAGGACCCGGUUAAUAGUGUCCGAAUUGUUGAUCAAUUUGUUAUUCAAACAGACAAAUCAGAAUUAGUAGUAGGAAAUGGUUCUGUUUCUCACCGAUGAGGUAUCUCUCUUUACUUAAAACUAGCUUAGCAUAGAAUCAUCAGGAAGUGUAUCCCCAGUUAAAGAAUAGAAAAGAAAAUACAUAGAAAGCUUUUGGAGAAAAGAGGGGAAUGUAAAGUUAUGGUUGUUAUUCCACUUACUUGUUCUAUAUACCGGCUAAAAUGGUACAACUUUUAGAUGGUUAAAAAGGGUCUGUAGCAUUUGUUCGUUUGUAUCAAUACCAAGGUAAAUAUUUGUGUAAAUAUUUCGUAUC